CGCUGGACUUCAAGCACUUGCUCGCCUUCCACUUCAAUGGCGCAACCCCGCUCAGUCUCUUCCCCAACUUCAGCACGAUGGACCCGGUCCAGAAAGCUGUCAUCAGCCACACGUUUGGGGUCCCCUCCCCUAUGAAGAAGAAGCUCUUCAUUUCCUGUAACAUCUGUCACCUGAGGUUCAACUCAACGAACCAGGCUGAAGCACAUUACAAAGGCCACAAACACGCCAGAAAACUCAAGGCUGUCGAAGCUGCCAAGAGCAAGCAGAGGCCGCAAACCCUGGCCCAGGACAGGGUGGUGUCCCCAACCCCAACUCUGGCCAGUGGAGCCCCCGGAGAGCAACAGAGCAAAGCAGCUCCUGCAGCCCUUCCACUCCAGCUACCACCGACUAUGGACCUUGCAUCCAGGGAGCCAGCCCACUCAGACCUCUUGGACGCUGCCUCCUGCUCCUCCUCUGCUUCCUCCUGUCCACCCUGUUCCCCAGAGCCUGGGAGAGAGGCGCCGGGGCCUGAGCCAGCGGCGGCUACUGUGGGAAGCAGUGUGAGUGAGGAAGGCAAGGUCAAGAAGGGGCGCCUCUACUGCCCUACAUGUAAGGUGACUGUGAACUCGGCCUCCCAGCUGCAGGCUCACAACACAGGAGCCAAGCAUCGGUGGAUGGUGGAAGGCCAGCGAGGGGCUCCUCGAAGGGGCCGGGGCCGUCCAGUGCCCCGGGGAGGAGCUGGACACAAGGCCAAGAGAGUGACAGGGGCCCGGAGUGGCCACCAGGGGCUCAGCCCUCCUUUCCACUGUGCUCUCUGUCAGCUCCAGGUCAAUUCGGAGACACAACUCAAGCAGCACAUGAGCAGCAGGAGACACAAAGACCGCCUGGCUGGGAAGCCCCCCAAGCCCUCCAGCCAGCAAAGCAAGCUGCAGAAGCACGCAGCGCUGGCUGUGAGUAUCCUCAAGUCUAAACUGGCUUUGCAGAGGGAACUCACCAAGACGCUGGCAGCCCGCUUCCUGCCCAGCCCGCUCCCCACCGCAGCUGCUGCCAUGUGUGCCCUGCCAGGGCCCCUGGCCCUCCAGCCUGCCCCUACCACAGCCACUACCCUCUUCCCAGCCCCCAUCCUGGGCCCAGCUCUGUUCCGCACCCCAGGGGGAGCCGUCCGCCCUGCCACGGGACCCAUCGUCUUUGCCCACUAUUAGCCUUCAUGGGGAGGCCAGGGCUGAUUUCCCAACAGCCACUCACCACCUCCUACUGUCCCCAAGAUCCCACAGGGGCUGCCUUUUACAGCUUAGGGGUUCUUGCUCAAUCUAGGAACUGCGGGGCUAGUUUUAAGGACAACUGCCCUUCAUUACCUAUCUGGACUGGGGAUUAAACCAGUACACCCCGCCCCCCCAACCCCCAUCCAAGAAUCACCCCCACCCUUCUUUCCUGGAGGCUAGUCCAUGGCUAGUCCUAGGCUCCCCGGCCUCUGCGAGCCUGAUAAAUCCCAAAGGUCUAAGCAGAAUCCCAGCCCCAGCCAUGUGGUGUUCUCAUUUUCCAAACUCAAGUCCUACACCCACAUGGCCAGACUCUAGGAUUAAUCUUAGCUCCACAAGCCAGCCUCUCCUAGCCUGGGGACAAAUAUAUGGUCCCAGUUCCCAUGCUUUGGGGCCUCACUGGAUUCUUUGGAGAUGGGGUCCAAACUGGAGUGGGUUCAAGGCUCAGGGCAAGGUGACCAUGGGGGUGUGGCAGAGGACUGUGGAAAAAGAGGGACCCAAGAGUCCCUUGAUCACACAGUACAAUGGUGGGUGGGGCCAAAGGGGUAGGGGAGCUGGGCUGGAAGCUUUUGGGGCAUCAUAUGCUCCAAUAGGACCGAGCUAAGAUGGGGCAGGUGAGGCUCAGUUUUAGUAGAGGCAGUGACCCAUCCCACAAAAGCUCUCCCUUCUUAGCCUUUCAUUCAUUCCUCCUGAACCCCAGCUCAUGCUGGGGGUGGGGGACCACUGGGUCUCCCUCAGACUAUGUACUCUGCUAACAGCAAAUCCCCCCAGGGCUCCCAAAGGAAGAGUUUUCCCCUACAGCUCCUCACCCCAAACUGGUUCCUAGCACCAAAUUCAGCUUUCCCUCCUCCAGCCUCCCCACUGUGAAGCUGUGUUGAGGUACAGUCUGAUACACACUCAAGACCCAUUUUCAUGCUGCCAAAGUCAAUGUCACAAAAUUCAUCCCACCCCAGCACUGCCCCCCUCACCCUAUAAUAUGGGACUUUGCCAGUAUCCACCUGCAUCUUUUUUUUAAAAAAGAUAUUUCCAAUGGGAAAACAAGACAUGGGGGGAGGGGAGGGAAACGUUUUGAUAGCGGUUGUGGUUUUAUUGUGUCCAAUCCAUCAAUAAAUGAACUUUAAGCCCGA
Molecule: messenger RNA, 2365 nt
Organism: Galeopterus variegatus (Sunda flying lemur)
Lineage: Eukaryota; Metazoa; Chordata; Mammalia; Dermoptera; Cynocephalidae
Gene: ZNF385C
Product: zinc finger protein 385C
Exons: 7
Coding region: 78-1181 (367 amino acids)
Cellular component (GO): nucleus
Molecular function (GO): nucleic acid binding; zinc ion binding
Source: RefSeq, a predicted model, not a curated record